Molecule: messenger RNA, 1197 nt
Organism: Periophthalmus magnuspinnatus
Lineage: Eukaryota; Metazoa; Chordata; Actinopteri; Gobiiformes; Gobiidae
Gene: trim54
Product: tripartite motif containing 54
Exons: 9
Coding region: 152-1168 (338 amino acids)
Molecular function (GO): zinc ion binding
Source: RefSeq, a predicted model, not a curated record
UCCUGGUCUGGUCCUGGUCUAGUCCUGGUCUGGUCCUGGUCUUGUCCUGGUCUUGUCCUGGUCUUGUCCUGGACUAGUCCUGGUCUGGUCCUGGUCUGGUCCUGGUUUGGUCCUGGUCUGAUCCUGGUCUGGUCCUGGUCCUGUCUCUGUGAUGGAGGACCUGGAGAAGCAGCUGGUCUGUCCCGUGUGUCUGGAGCUCUUUUCUAAACCUGUGGUGAUUCUUCCCUGUCAACACAACCUGUGCCGCAAGUGUGCCAAUGACGUCUUCCAGUCUCGGGGUGCUGGGGUGUCCGGGGUGUCCAGGGUGUCCGGGGGCAGUGGGGGCAGGUUCCGCUGUCCUUCCUGUCGCCACGAGGUGGUGCUAGAUCGACACGGAGUCUACGGACUACAGCGCAACCUGCUGGUGGAAAACAUCAUCGACAUCUACAGACAACAAAACAGGCUCGGCUCUGGGCCCGGGCUCCUCCCCUCCCCCCUCAUCUGUCCGGAGCACCCAGAGGAACGCAUCAACAUUUACUGCUGCCUAUGCGAGACCCCCACCUGCUCUCUGUGUAAAGUGUUUGGACCACACAAGGACUGUGAGGUGGCCCCACUCGCAGAUGUCUACCAACAGAAGAAGUCUGAGUUGAGUGAUGGGAUUGCAGGGCUCGUUGCCAUUAACGACCACAUCCAGGCUUUGAUCUCUCAGAUGGAGGACAUCUGCAGGACUGUCGAGGAGAACAGCCGCUGUCGUCGGGAGCUGGUGUCUCAGAGUGUGGAGGGUUUGGUGCACAUCCUGGAGCAGAGGAAACAAGAGCUGAUCAGUGCCAUCACAGAGGAGCAGGACGAGAGGCAGAGGCACGUGCGUGCUCUUAUACGCGUGCACGGACAGUACCUCGGGGUGGGGGUGGCCCUGGUGGAGAGGGGCAUCCACAUCAUGGACCAGCCACACAUGGCCACCUUUAUACAGACGGCACAAGACAUCCUUGAAAAGAUGUCCGAGUCCAGUCGCGGGGCUGAGUUGCCGAGGCUGGAGCUGGGAUUUGAAAACAUGGGUCGUUUUUCUGUUGACAUCGAAAAUCUGAGCCAUAAACUGCAGAACAUCCACUUCUGUCAUGAAUCAGUGAAUUUUGAUGAUGAAGAGGAUGAAGAAGAGACAGAGUCUGACCCGGAUUCUCACAGACUCUAACCCACAACCGUCCGUCUGAACUCACAGUC